Molecule: messenger RNA, 3123 nt
Organism: Salvelinus fontinalis (brook trout)
Lineage: Eukaryota; Metazoa; Chordata; Actinopteri; Salmoniformes; Salmonidae
Product: succinate dehydrogenase [ubiquinone] iron-sulfur subunit, mitochondrial-like
Exons: 8
Coding region: 78-929 (283 amino acids)
Biological process (GO): respiratory electron transport chain; tricarboxylic acid cycle; aerobic respiration
Cellular component (GO): mitochondrial membrane
Molecular function (GO): electron transfer activity; 2 iron, 2 sulfur cluster binding
Source: RefSeq, a predicted model, not a curated record
UUAUUAAAGGAAAUAUCGCAGUGCAUACAGGGAUAGCAGAUACCAGAGAGAGGUCAGAGAAACACAGAUUGCGAAAGAUGUCGGUCCAUUGUCUAUCGUCUUUGGGUCGCUGUAGCAAUGUGGCAUUCCGUUCUUCCAGUGGAAUGGUGGCGGUUCGGUACGCCCAGACAGCGGCGGCCACAGCAACCCAGCCCAGAGUCAAGAAGUUCCAAGUGUACCGCUGGGACCCAGACACGGUGGGGGACAAGCCCCGCAUGCAGACCUUUGAGAUUGAUCUCAACACCUGUGGCCCCAUGGUAUUGGACGCCCUCAUCAAGAUAAAGAAUGAGAUGGACGGCACUCUGACCUUCCGUCGCUCCUGCAGAGAGGGUAUCUGUGGAUCCUGUGCAAUGAACAUCAAUGGAGGCAACACACUGGCCUGUCUGAACAAGAUUGACACCAACACCAGCAAGGCUACCAAGAUCUACCCUCUGCCACACAUGUAUGUGGUCAAAGAUCUGGUCCCUGACAUGAGUAAUUUCUAUGCUCAGUACAAGUCGAUCGAGCCCUACCUGAAGAAGAAGGAUGAGACAAAUGAGGGAAAGGAACAGUACCAUCAGACUGUGGAGGACAGACAAAAACUGGACGGGCUGUAUGAAUGUAUCCUGUGUGCGUGCUGCAGCACCAGCUGCCCCAGCUACUGGUGGAAUGGAGACAAGUACCGUGGAACUGCUGUCCUUAUGCAGGCCUACCGUUGGAUGAUCGACUCGAGAGACGAGUUCACAGAGGAGCGUCUCUCCAAGCUGCAGGAUCCUUUCUCUCUCUACCGCUGUCACACCAUCAUGAACUGCACUAAGACCUGCCCCAAGGGCCUGAACCCAGGGAAGGCGAUUGCAGAGAUUAAGAAGAUGAUGGCCACUUACAAGGAGAAGAAAUCAGCUGUUGCUUGAACUCUGGGGUCAUGACCCUUGACCCCCCCCCCUUCCCCCCUUAAAUGAAUCUACAAUUAAGAUGCCCUACCAGUGAGGUCUGCUGGGCUUGCACACAUGUGAACUACACCAACUCCACACUCCAGCACUACAUUGGACUCCAAGGGAACGGUUGGGAGGGAGAGAUGUGAGACAUGACCUGCUAACUUCACUAGAAUGAUGGUGCUUUCCUUGGUUCAUUCCCAUUGUUUGGUCUGGUGUGGGUGGGUUUGAGUUCAGAGGGUGACGGAUUCACACACAAGAAAUAUGUAUGUGAUCCCUUGCUCGUCCAUCAUAACUAUAUACAGUUGAAGUCGGAAGUUAACAUACACCUUAGUCAAAUACAUUUAAACUCAGUUUUUCACAUCCUGACAUUUAAUCCUAGUAAAAAUUCCCUGUCUUAGGUCAGUUAGCCACUUUAUUUUAAGAAUGUGAAAUGUUAGAAUAAUAGUAGUGAUUUAUUUCAGCUUUCAUGUCUUUCAUCACAUUCCCAGUGGGUCAGAAGUUUACAUACACUCAAUUAGUAUUUGGUAGCAUUGCCUUUAAAUUGUUUAAUUUGGGUCAAACAUUUCAGGUAGCCUUCAUCAAGCUUCCUACAAUACAUUGGGUGAAUUUUGGCCCAUUCCUCCUGACAGAGCUGGUGUAACUGAGUCAGGUUUGUAGGCCUUGCUCGCACACGCUUUUUCAGUUCUGCCCACAAAUUUUCUAUAGGAUUGAGGUCAGGGCUUUGUGAUGGCCACUACAAUACCUUGACUUUGUUGUCCUUAAGCCAUUUUACCACAACUUUGGAAGUAUGCUUGGGGUCAUUGUUCAUUUGGAAGACCCAUUUGUGACCAAGCUUUAACUUCUUGACUAAUGUCUUGAGAUGUUGCUUAAAUAUAUCCACACAACUUUCCUACCUCAUAAUGCCAUCUAUUUUGUGAAGUUCACCAGUCCCUCCUGCAGCAAAGCACCCCCACAACAUGAUGCUGCCACCCCCGUGCUUAACGUUUGGGAUGGGGUUCUCCGGCUUGCAAGCCUCCCCCUUUUUCCUCCAAACAUAACAAUGGUCAUUAUGGUCAAACAGUUCUGUUUUUGUUUCAUCAGACCUUAGGACAUUUGUCCAAAAAGUACGAUCUUUGUUCCCAUGUGCAGUUGCAAACCGUAGCCUGUCUUUUUUAUGCUGUUUUGGAGCAGUGGCUUCUUCCUUGCUGUGCGGCCUUUGAGGUUAUGUCGAUAUAGGACGUGUUACUGUGGAUAUAGAUACUUUUGUACCUGUUUCCUCCAGCAUCUUCACAAGGUCAUUUGCUGUGUUCUGGGAUUGAUUUGCACUUUUCGAACCAAAGUACGUUCAUCUCUAGGAAACAGAACGCGUCUCCUUCCUGAGCGGUAUGACGGCUGCGUGGUCCCAUGGUGUUUAUACUUCCGUACUACUGUUUGUACAGAUGAACGUGGUGACUUCAGGCAUUUGGAAAUUGCUCCCAAGGAUGUUCCAGACUUGUGUAGGUCUACAAUAAAUAAAUAAAAAAUUCUUGGCUCGUUUCUUUUGAUUUUCCCAUGAUGUCAAGCAAAGAGGCACUGAGUUUGAAGGUAGGCCUUGAAAUACAUCCACAGGUACACCUCCAAUUGACUCAAAUGAUGUCAAUUAGCCAAUCAGAAGCUUCUAAAGACAUGACAUAAUUUUCUGGAAUUUUCCAAGCUGUUUAAAGGCACAGUCAACUUAGUGUCAAUUUAGUGUAUGACUGACCCACUGGAAUUGUGAUUUAAGUGAAAUAAUCUGUAAACAAUUGUUGGAAAAAUUACUUGUCAUGCACAAAGUAGAUGUCCGAACUGACUUGCUUUAACUAUAGUUUGUUAACAAGACAUUUGUGGAGUGGUUGAAAAACGAGUUUAAUUGACUCCAACCUAAGUGUAUAUAAACUUCCGACUUCAACUGUGUGUAUAUAUAAAUAUACAUAACGGGAGUCUUUGUUUUAAUGUGUAAUAAAUAUAAUGCUUUAAUGCCUGCCGUUGUAUCCCUGGUUAUUAUGCCUGCUUGUGAUCAAACGUGCCUAUACUAUUUUGUUAAAAGUAAUUUUUAACAUCACAUUAAUUGUGGAGUGCUGAAGAAUCAUGUAAAACAUUAAAAUGUUGAUGGGUUUUAAGAUCAGCUCAACACAACAAUAAAGCCCUGCUUUGCUUAUUAAACUUUUCAUGA